Messenger RNA from Cricetulus griseus (Chinese hamster), 612 nucleotides. The record is from RefSeq and is a predicted model, not a curated record. Lineage: Eukaryota; Metazoa; Chordata; Mammalia; Rodentia; Cricetidae.
AUGGACCCUGCGGAGAGCACCGAGCGCGCGCACAGCCCAGCGCGCCCACCCCCGCGCAGCCUCUGCCCGCCGCCGCCUGAGCAGCCUGGGUACCUAUCAGCCCGGAUCCAUCCCCGCACCCUCGUCCCAUGCCCGCCGCCCUUGGAGCCAGAGGACCGCCUGCCCCCGGCUCAUCCCCACGCACCCUCCACCUCAGCCCUCGCCCUGUGCCCGCUGCCCUUGCCCGUGCCCAGUGUCCGUGCUCCGUUCUAGUUGUGUGCCGUGGCAAGGCUCACGUUCUUUAUGCGCGGCUUGCGCUUGCCAUCCUGCAGGUCCGAGGACUUCUGGAGACCUUGGCUUCGAACCCCUGGCGAGAAAGAGGAGCGAGAGGAGCACCAGGCUGCAGAGGCGUUGCCCAGUGGCCCUGGAGUGACUGAAGCCUCAGGGAAGCUUUCUCAAUACAGACACCCUGUCAGACUGUUCUGGCCCAAGUCCAAGUGUUAUGAUUACUUAUAUCAAGAAGCAGAAACUCUUCUGAAAAAUUUCCCAAUUCAAGCUACGAUUUCAUUUUAUGAAGAUUCUGAUAGUGAAGAUGAAAUUGAGGGAUUGCCCUGUGAAAAUCAAUCUAAUUAG